Molecule: messenger RNA, 2515 nt
Organism: Meira miltonrushii
Lineage: Eukaryota; Fungi; Basidiomycota; Exobasidiomycetes; Exobasidiales; Brachybasidiaceae
Exons: 3
Coding region: 45-2477 (810 amino acids)
Cellular component (GO): Ino80 complex
Source: RefSeq, a predicted model, not a curated record
CACCUCUCUCUCUUUAUACCUUUAUCCUCAAUCAUGUAUCAAAGAUGAGCGAAUCAAACGAUAUCUCCAUGCAGGAUGUGAGCGAGAUCUCAGCCAAGAAAGAAGAUUCAAAUGACUUGGAACGUGCGCCAUCUGGAGAAACAACGUCAGCAGAAGCGGCAUCUUCAUCAUCAAAAGCGUUACCGGUCGGAAUUGUACCACCCAAUAAAUCUUCCACGGCAGCGACGCAGGACAUCAUAAACAAAUAUGCACCUGGAUCAGCGCCGCAUUGGCUAGGACAUUCGAAAGAAGGUGGCAGUGGAGAAAAGACAAAAUCUGCAACUGGUACACCACGCAAUUUGCCGGUGAAACGGUAUGAUGGUGAGCCAUUGUCACGAUCGGAUCUACAACACAAUGUUUUGUGUCAACUCUUUGAUAGCGCAGAAAGAUGCUUUACGAACCCCAGACCUGGACCAAGAGGACCAAAAGGUAGCACAACAUGGCGUUGUCCUGUGCCAGUGUACCCGUAUGGAAUGGCCGUUACAUGUGCAAGACCUUCUAAUGAGACAAAAGAAGAAAAUGAGCUCUGGGUAGAUCGUUACGUAAAUUCCUCUAAAGCGAAGUAUAAAUCGAGGACAGACGAUGACGCUCCAAAUUAUUCCGUAGACACAAGUAAUAUCGGCACUGAUCUGCAGAUGAAGCAUAGUUCUUCUCUGCCGCUUUCACUUCAUCGAAAGGAAGGCUAUCCUCCUCCUGGUAACGAAAAGCUGACAUUCAAGGAGUUGUAUAUGGAAGCAUUGUUGCACAGCGGUAAAUGCACAAAAGCCAUGCGAGACAAGAUGUUAUUGGAUGAAGAAUUUGCAGAAGAUUUCGCCAAAGUAUGUUUGCUUGUCAACGUGGGCAGAAUCAAUACAACUCUGGCAUUCUACCCCGAGAUGAAGACCAUCCUCCGAUCAUAUCACCCUCUACCAUGCUUACAACGGAACGAAAACAGCAGACGUCAUCUGCAAGAUGCUCCACGUAUGAAGUCAUUGUUGAAAGCAGUGUUGUUAGACGGAGAAAAGCCGGGAUUACCAGGAAGCGGAACAGCGACAGGUGCAUUGGCAGCAAAGAAUGCGAAAAAUGCUGGAGCAGAAAAGGAUAUGGAAGAAGCACCCGGAGAUAUCAGUAAUCUAGUUCGACGUCUAUCGACGCACAAAGGCAAGCCUCCAACAAGUGUGGUCACAGUGAUGUUUAUCUUAACCACGCAUAGCUCCGAGAUUGCAUCGAUGCACUUUGAACAUCCGCAUGACUUUUACACAAUAUUCUUCCCACAUCCUGAUGUGGCCGUUCCGGCAAAACAAAGAGGUAGGGUCUUCUUAUGGUUGAUGUGGCAUUAUCUCGAAGGAGGGGUCUUACUGCCGCCCGGUUCGCAUGAGAAUCCAUUCGAUGACGACUUUUCACGCGAAAGUGCCAAAAAAGCAAGAGAGGUGUGGGAUGCCAUGUCAGAAUCCGAACAAGAAGCAAUAAAAGCGAGAGGGUAUUGGAAAGGUGUCAAAAAUCCAGAGUAUGCCGAGUAUAAGAAAAAGAAAUCCAACAGUAAACCAAGCUCGAAUAAAGAGGAUACGAUUCAUGAAAAUGUUCCGCCAGAAUACCUUCAUCGAAUUCUAGCACCAAAAAUGGAAAAGAUAAGCAAUCAUGAAUCAGCUUUGGAAAAUGUGGAUACGCCAGAAGAGAAAGAAUGGGGCUUGCGUAUGAAAGAAGAACGUAGUGCAUUCUUGGUUCGAUUCCAACAGGAAGAACAAGCAAAGAUUCAAGAGAACGAAGCAUCACGGGAAGAAGGCAAUAAUGCAGGACCAGGAAGCGGAAAGGAGAAAGGAACGAAAAAACGUGCGAUGGCAGGAGGUGGUAGUUCGUAUCCUUUGGCGAAUAUAUUGGCAGCUGCCAAUGCCGAAAAGGCGGCUGCAGCGGCCGCGGCCGCGGCCGCUGCAGCAAGUGCUGCUAAUGGAGAAGAUAUGGAUGAUGAUGUCGAUCUAUAUGGUCGUAGCGGCGGGAAGCGCCUUCGAUCAGAUAGCGCAAUGGAUCAUUAUCGAGGCAGAUCUGUUGGUGAUAAAGCGGAUACGUUGUGGGACGUUGAUCUUUCAUUACCGUUGGAAUUGCAAAGGCCAAAGGGAAGUGCACAAAGAAGACGACAAAUGGAUAGUGGAAUUGUUCAUUCUCUUCCUCGAUUGGCAUGGCGAAGAAUCUUAGAUCGUGCACAAAGAGGAGUAGGGGAUGCUUCUUACGAUAGUGAUGAUGAACAAUGUGCUCAAGAUGAGGCUCGAGAUGAAAGACCAAGAGGUGAAUUGGCUAGAAUUUUGACGUGCAUUAGAGAUGUUCGAACGUCGCGAGGAGAAAUUAGUAAACAACCAGAACGUCGUACUGUUGUUCCUCGUCGGGAACAAGGUGUAAAUGCGGGAAGGCAAGAGAAGGCCGAAUCAAUCGCAGCCGUCGAAGCCGAAUUAGAAGAUUUGUUGUAAACACACAUGUAUAUUAUUCAGACAAGACUAUAAGCCAU